This is a messenger RNA of Vigna unguiculata (cowpea), 1371 nucleotides long. Its product is annotated as protein FAR1-RELATED SEQUENCE 5-like. The record is from RefSeq and is a predicted model, not a curated record. NCBI's taxonomy places the organism in Eukaryota, Viridiplantae, Streptophyta, Magnoliopsida, Fabales, Fabaceae.
AUGCAAGCCAAAAGAACCCUUAACAUUAAUGACGAAGCGGGUGUGCCUGUUCACAAGAGCUUUCGUUCGUUGGUGUCUGAUGCAGGGGGGUUUGAGAACUUGGAUUUUGUCGAAAGAGACGCAAGAAACUAUAUUGGUCAGCAACGUCGCACAUUAGGGAAGGAAGGUGACGGACAAGCUUUAUUAAAUCAUUUUUCCAGUAUGAGGGAGUUGAACAAAGACUUCUUUUUCGAAAUUGAUGUUGAUGCAGAUAAUCGCAUAAGCAAUAUAUUUUGGGCAGACGGAAGGAGUCGGGUUGCAUGUGCAGAUUUUGGUGACAUUGUGUCCUUCGACACCACAUACUUAACUAAUAAGUACGAUAUGCCAUUUGCACCAUUCGUGGGUGUUAAUCACCAUGGUCAGUCAAUCUUAUUAGGGUGUGGGCUUCUAUGUGCUAAAGAUACUGGUACCUUUGUGUGGCUAUUUCGAAGUUGGUUGCGAUGCAUGGGAAAUAAAGCCCCUGAAGGAAUUGUCACUGAUCAAUGCAGGGCGAUGCAAAAUGCCAUUGAAAUUGUCUUCCCCAACACCCGACAUCGUUGGUGCCUUUGGCACAUCAUGAAAAAACUACCAGAAAAAUUAGUGGGAUAUACCAAAUACAAGGAAAUUAAGCAUGGUGUAAAAGAAUUGGUAUAUGAGUCAGAUAGUGCUGAAGAUUUUGAGAAUGGGUGGGCAAAGUUCAUUGAAAAGUAUGAUCUUCAACUUAAUGAAUGGCUUUACACUCUUUACAAAGAAAGACGUCGAUGGGUUCCUUGUUAUUUGAAAUGUCAUUUUUGGGCAGGCAUGUCCACAACUCAGAGAAGUGAGGGAAUGAAUGCUUUCUUUGAUGGGUUCAUCAACUCUACUACAACACUCCAACAGUUUGUUGUCCAAUAUGACAAUGCCCUUCGUUCUAAGUCAAAGAAAGAGUGCGAAGCAGAUUUUGCUUCUGCUAAUACUACCCUUCCAUGUGGCUCUCAGUCAUUUAUUGAGAGACAAUUUCAAGAUGAAUACACUCAUGCGAAGUUUAGUGAAGUGCAAAAUGAGCUUCGGUCAAAAUAUAUUGUUAAAGAGGCGUUGAUAUGGAAAGACCAAAGUGCAGACAAAUUUAAUGAAGUUAUAUUUGAUGUUGAGACAAAAGACAUUGAAUGCACUUGCCGGCUUUUUGAGUUUAGAGGAGUUCUUUGCCGCCACAGCUUGAUGGUCCUUGCCCAAGAGGAGGAUGGGGAACUACAUACUUCAAUUGCACCAGCUAAUGAAAUUUUGAUUGCUCAAAGUGGUUCCACAACCAACAUGGAACUAGUAUCAUCAAAGAGGACAUUUUUUGGAUCAAUUGGGAUGAUCAACAUGGCAUAA